Messenger RNA from Capra hircus (goat), 2230 nucleotides. RefSeq names its product solute carrier family 2 member 6 (gene SLC2A6). Lineage: Eukaryota; Metazoa; Chordata; Mammalia; Artiodactyla; Bovidae. The transcript is spliced from 10 exons. The coding region runs from base 93 to 1616 and encodes 507 amino acids. Gene Ontology annotation, cellular component: membrane. Gene Ontology annotation, biological process: transmembrane transport. The record is from RefSeq and is a predicted model, not a curated record. Gene Ontology annotation, molecular function: transmembrane transporter activity.
CCGCCGGAUACUUCCAUCCGCUGCGGCCCGACGCGCCUCUGGACAGAGCCGCCCCGGCCACUCGCGGCGCGCCCGGGCGGGAGGAGCCGGUCAUGCAGGAGCCGCUGCUGGGAGCCGAAGGCCGGGACUAUGACACCUUCCCCGAGAAGCCGCCCCCGUCACCAGGGGAGAGGACGCGGGUCGGGGUCCUGCAGAACAAGAGAGUGUUCCUGGCUACCUUCGCUGCUGUGCUGGGCAAUUUCAGCUUCGGGUACGCCCUGGUCUACACGUCCCCCGUCAUCCCCGCCCUGGAGCAGUCCUCGGAUCCAAACCUGAAUCUGACCAAAACCCAGGCAUCCUGGUUCGGGUCCGUGUUCACCCUCGGUGCGGCCGCCGGGGGACUCAGUGCCAUGGUCCUCAAUGAUCUCCUGGGCCGGAAGCUCAGCAUCAUGUUCUCAGCUGUGCCCUCGGCAGCCGGCUAUGCGCUGAUGGCGGGCGCCCACGGCCUCUGGAUGCUGCUUCUGGGAAGGAUGCUGACGGGCUUCGCAGGGGGGCUCACAGCUGCCUGCAUCCCGGUGUACGUGUCUGAGAUUGCUCCCCCCAGCGUUCGCGGGGCCCUGGGUGCCACGCCCCAGCUCAUGGCGGUGUUCGGGUCACUGUCCCUCUAUGCCCUUGGCCUGCUGCUGCCCUGGCGCUGGCUGGCCGUGGCCGGGGAGGGGCCAGUGCUCGUCAUGGUCCUGCUGCUCAGCUGUAUGCCCAACUCCCCUCGCUUCCUGCUCUCCAAGGGCAGGGACACAGAGGCGCUGCAGGCGCUGGCCUGGCUGCGAGGGGCCGAUGCCGACACCCGCGGGGAGUUCGAGCAGAUCCAGGACACCGUCCAGAGACAGAGCAGCCCCCUGUCGUGGGCCGAGGCCCGGGACCCCCACAUGUACCGCCCCGUCGUCAUCGCCUUGCUGAUGCGCUUCCUGCAGCAGCUGACGGGCAUCACGCCCAUCCUUGUCUACCUGCAGUCCAUCUUUGACAGCACCGCCGUCCUGCUGCCCCCCAAGGACGACGCCGCCAUCGUGGGCGCCGUGAGGCUCCUGUCCGUGCUGAUCGCCGCCCUCACCAUGGACUUGGCCGGCCGCAAGGUCCUGCUCUUCGUCUCGGCCGCUGGCAUGUUUGCUGCCAACCUGACCCUGGGGCUGUACGUGCAUUUUGGUCCGAAGUCUCUGGCCCCCAACAGCACCGUGGGCCUGGAGCACGCGGCCCUGGCGGGCACGGAGCAGCCCCUGGCCACGCCCACCAGCUACCUCACCCUGGUGCCCCUGCUGGCCACCAUGCUCUUCAUCAUGGGCUAUGCCAUGGGCUGGGGCCCCAUCACCUGGCUUCUCAUGUCGGAGAUCCUGCCCCUGCGGGCCCGUGGCGUGGCCUCGGGGCUCUGCGUGCUGGUCAGCUGGCUCACCGCCUUUGCCCUCACCAAGUCCUUCCUGCUGGUGACGAACGCCUUCGGCCUGCAGGCCCCCUUCUUCUUCUUCGCCGCCGUGUGUCUGGUGAACCUGGCCUUCACCGGCUGCUGUGUGCCCGAGACCAAGGGCCGGUCGCUGGAGCAGAUCGAGUCCUUCUUCCGCACCGGGAGGAGGUCCUUCCUGCGCUAGGGAGUGGCCCCGCCGGAGAGGGCCCCGCCGGAGAGGGCGGUGGAGCUGGGCUCUGGCCCCGAAGUUGCACCCUGCACCCAGGAGGCAGCAGCAACCCACCACCGACAGCCCAGGCACAGGGGGGCAGCCCAGAGGCCUGACAGCCCCCGGAACACGUGCCGGCCCCAGGCAGCCCCAGGCAGGCGGCACCGCCGUCGAGCGCUGUCACACACUGAUCCACCGGACCUGCCAGCAGAGGCGGCCGUCACAUGGCCUCGGGCCAGGGACAAGGCCUCGCUAGGAGACCUCGUGCUGAGGAUAAACGGGGCCAAUGCUGGUGGACUGGCUCUGCACAGGGACGCUGCCGCCCCCGUCCGGCUGCUCCCAUCACCUGGUGGCCGCGUGGGGACCAGGACAGGAAGCUGCACCUGUGAGGCCUAUGGACACCACAGGGGACGUGCUGGACGCCCACCGGCCAGAGCACAGGACCCUGCAUGGACUCUGCCUCCUACACCCGCCCCGCUUCUGGGAACAGGAAGCGCUUGAGGGCGAGCUGUGUUCACCCUAUUUAUACCAAUAAAUGAGAGGAGGGAGUGGGGAGUACUCCCGGUGGGGGAGCCCCCCCCAGCAGCCAA